AUGCUCGGUCUCAAGGCGACGAUGGCCAUUAUUGACAACUCGGGCGCGCUCGUCGCCGAGUGCGUGAACGUGCUCAAGGUCAAGACGGGUCACGGCAUGGCACGGAUCGGCGACGAGAUUGUCGUGGUCGUCAAGAAGGCGCGAGGAGUGGGUCUGCAAACGGGCCAGUCGGCAGCGAACAAGGUCCGCAAGGGAGACGUCCGACGAGCAGUGGUCGUACGAACAAAGUACCCGACCCGCCGACCAGAUGGCCGAUACAUCCGCUUCGACGACAACGCUGCCGUCCUCAUCAACCACAAGAAGGAGAUGAUUGGGAACCGGAUUGGCAGUGUCGUUGCGGCAGAAUUGAGGGCGAAGGGAUGGGGGAAGAUCGUGUCGCUGGCUCCCAAGGUUGUCUAG
This is a messenger RNA of Rhodotorula toruloides NP11, 399 nucleotides long. Its product is annotated as large subunit ribosomal protein L14. Gene Ontology annotation, molecular function: large ribosomal subunit rRNA binding; structural constituent of ribosome. The transcript is spliced from 4 exons. The record is from RefSeq and is a predicted model, not a curated record. Lineage: Eukaryota; Fungi; Basidiomycota; Microbotryomycetes; Sporidiobolales; Sporidiobolaceae. Gene Ontology annotation, cellular component: ribosome; mitochondrial large ribosomal subunit. Gene Ontology annotation, biological process: translation. Bases 1 to 399 code for a protein of 132 amino acids.